CCAGCAACAUAAUUUAGGUGCAACUACUUUCCUUCACAGAUAUUACUUCUGUCCCAUCCUGGUCCCCGUCUUACCCAAGAAUUGCUAUUACUCUGGCAAUUGGUUAACAUAUUAGCUUAGUGCUAGUCCCACAGGGCAGUCACACCCCUUCAAUCAAGUCCAUGCCUGGAAUAAUACAAAUCUCUCACAUCACUGUUCCACCACUUAGCCUUAGGAUAGGUGCCCUUGACCCAGGCAUUUCUCAUUGAACCAUUUUUGAAGAGUUAGGCCGAUCACCACUUGCAAGACAGGAGCCUGACAUUACUAUCAUCCAAGAAAGACUAUCAGGCCAAUAUAGCAUUUCUUAAGAUCGUCCGAAUACGCACUGAGAUGACUAUCUAUAAGCUCCUGCUGCUGCUUUUGUCGUGAUUAGCACAGCUGAUUCCUACUUCCUCGCUUCUAGUAUAGAGUUGCCAUACCAUAAAACUUCUCAAUACAGAUCAGCCUUCUGCAUAGCUCGCGCACCUUCUCAAACUUCGCCCAGCGAGCAAUUCGCUUGAAAAUGCCUUCGAUACUUAAAAAUUGUGUGGUGUCGAUUGCAGGCGAUCUUGAUGACAACGACUGGCGAGAAGAGAAGGUGAAGCAGUGGGUCAAGUACCAAGGAGGCAAGUUUACAGACACCAUCGACGAGAAUGUCACCCACCUCCUGUGCACCGAGGCGAACUACAAGAAAAAAAUCGCCCCCGUUCGAGCGGCACUCAUGAACAAGGCAACGAAGAUAGUCUAUCGCGAUUGGCUCGAAGACUCCAUCAACAAGAAGUCGUGCUUGAAGACGCUAGAGUACCAGCUGGAUGCGAAAGAACAGAAGGAGAAUGCUAAGAAGCGCAGGCUUGAAAAAAAUCAAAAGUGUUCGAGCAACGCGGAGUACUUUGUCGACGAACGAUUCUGGCAUGCCUACCACGAUGAAACCUUUUUCAAAUAUCAGGUUCAACUCACGCGUGCCGAUGAAGAAAGUGGCGACAUCCGCGAAAAGCAUUUAAUGACUCUUUGGGAAAGUAAUGCCAAACCGUACAACUAUAUAUGCACUACCUUAUAUACAAAGCGCAGAGAGACAAGUAGAGGUCGCUUCCCAGAAUCUCCAGUCGAUUUCAAUACAGCCUUCAGGAAAUUCAAGGGGUUCUUCAAAAAGAAAACGAAUAUAGGGUGGGAUGAUCGUAUCAACAAGGUGGGCACCACGAGCCCGGAGUCCUUUCAGUAUCAACCACCUAGCGGCGGUAAGCCAGUAGGUAUCAUUAAGCACCUCCUAGAUACGGCUAAGAAUAAAAAACAGCACAGUAAUAACCAUUUAAAAUCAAAGGCCAGCGAGACCUCUCGCAAGCAUCCCAGAGAGUCGUAUGUCGCCAAUAAUAACGCAAAUGAAUCUGACAAUGUUGAGCGUUCUGCGAAAAGAUCUCGGCAUGAGGGUGCUGAAAUCGUUUGCUCGCCUGUCGAGGUUAGAGAUGUCUCUUCUAAGCCUAAGCAGAGCGAUAUCAUCGAUUCGAACACUGAUGGUGAAUACGGGACUAUUCAGGUUACCCACGAACAGCCGCCCGGAGAUAACGAUACUGCCAGCGAACGUGAACUCCAGUUAGAAUCGAGUAAUGAGCAGCCUAGCGAUAGAUACGAGCAAGAGCAGGACUCUCCACAACAACAAUACGACACAUCGCAAAGUCUCUUAGACGACGACAAACAUAUACCGUCAUAUGGCCCGGAAACGAGCAACGGAGGACCCGGAUAUCAAUUCGAGACCAGCAACACUGAAACAGCCAUACGUUGCACAACUCCCGCACGUGACAAAAUCACAUACCCCGAGGUCGAAGACGAUUACUACACCUAUGAUGACGAUUAUGAUGGUCACGAUGCCGAGGCUUCAGUGAUGGAUCCAGAAGCAACCGGUCCCCCCACCUCAGCCUAAUGUAUACCCCAGAGACGAACUUUGGCGUAGGUCACACGAAGACGCGAGGUAACGACAUGCGAUAAAACAUAUGAAGACUACGAGAGAAAAAAAAAAAAAAAUUAUAGGCCCCUAUUUACAAGACUGGAGGAGUGAAAAAGUCCAGAUUCAGAUCUGCGCUGAUUUUAUGUCCAUGCUUUACAAUCUGCGAUGAUUUCUCGGGCGAGCAGGGACACGCUCGAAGGCGCUAUGGGCAAUUCGAAUUAUUAAACGGGAUCAGACAUCUCUGUUCCAUUUCAAGAUGAGGCAUUGCGGAGAACUGCCAGUCGAUAUACGGGCUCUAUACUUAUAUUCAUACCAAAAUGGAGGAGGAACAUAUCGGGUUUAGCUAUACCCCAGGUUAGACGGAUGGGCCGGUAGAUAACCUUACAACGUAGAUUUAAAUACUC
Messenger RNA from Xylaria bambusicola, 2361 nucleotides. RefSeq lists its product as uncharacterized. NCBI's taxonomy places the organism in Eukaryota, Fungi, Ascomycota, Sordariomycetes, Xylariales, Xylariaceae. The transcript is spliced from 7 exons. The record is from RefSeq and is a predicted model, not a curated record. The coding region runs from base 542 to 1933 and encodes 463 amino acids.